This is a messenger RNA of Cetraspora pellucida, 2535 nucleotides long. The record is from the annotation of a GenBank genome assembly. Lineage: Eukaryota; Fungi; Glomeromycota; Glomeromycetes; Diversisporales; Gigasporaceae.
AUGAUUAAAAAUAUACCUGGAAAUCAUCAAACGAAUCUUGUCGUUAAUGUUGCCAAGUACGCUAAUCCUCUUGUCGGAACCGCUAGAGAUGGACAUGUAUUCCCAGGUCCUUGCCUUCCUUUUGGGAUCGUCAAAGUAGGUUUCGAUACUGAUGAUAAAUCAGACUUUAAUGGAGGAUACACUACUCAUGGAUCUAUUACGGGGAUCUCUCAUUUACAUGUUAGUGGAACAGGAGGUGAACCAAAAUAUGGAGUAAUAAGUCAAUUACCAGUGAUGGAUUGGCCAGAUGACAAACUCAGAUUAGAUGGAUAUUCAUCUAAAAGGUCGUUUGAGCAUUUUGAAGUUGGUUAUUCAAAAUUUGGAUUAAAACGUUAUAAAAUCAUGGUCGAAUUAACUGCUAGUCACAGAACUGGUGUUCAUCGAUAUACUUUUCCUCCAUCUGAAAAUGAUGCAAAAGUUAUUCUUGAUUUGAGUCACAUUUUAUCUUUUGGUUGGAGUGCUAGAUAUGAAAGUGCUGCAAUCACUUCUAUUUCUCACAACCAAAUAAAAGGGGCGGGUCGAUACAAAGGUGGCUGGAAUAGCGAUGGUCAAUAUAGUGUCUUCUUUUGUUCUCAAUUCAACGUCAACGCCACUAAUUACGCGACUUGGUGGAAUAAUCGAAUUAAUAAAAACACUUCAUCUUAUAUCGGCGUAUCUUUCGUUGAUAAGAUUGGCGCGAUUCUAACUUUUGAUACGAUCAAAAACCCAGUAAUCGUUUCCAGAGUUGGUAUCUCAUUCAUUUCGGAUGACCAAGCUUGUGAGAGUGCUGAAAGUGAGGUACCGGAUUGGGAUUUUGAUAAGGCAAAAGAAGAUGCCGUUAAUGCUUGGAAUAAAGAAUUGGGAAGGAUUAAAGUUAGUGGCGGAACUAUAAAUGUUACGGAAUCGUUUUAUAGUAGUUUAUAUAGGACAAUGAUUAUCCCAAGUGAUAGAACUGGCGAGAAUCCAGAUUGGAAGUCAGUCGAUAAAAAGGGUAAUCCUAUACCAUAUUACGAAGAUUUUUACACUUUGUGGGACACAUUCAGAACGACAAACCCAUUAUUUACACUGUUCCAACCAGAACGUGCCGUUGAUAUUACUAGAUCACUAAUCGAUACUUAUGUACAUGAUGGUUAUAUGCCUGAUGGAAGAAGUGGUUCAUGGAAUGGAAUUACGCAAGGUGGAUCUAAUGCUGAUAUGGUUGUGGCAGAAACAUACUUAAAGAAUUUAGAUGUCAGUGGUAAAAUAGACUGGGAAUUAGCGUACAAAGCUCUCAUCAAAGAUGCUGAAGUAGAUCCAUGGGAAAAAGGCUUGGCAGAAGGUCGAUUAUAUUUAACAGAUUAUAAAAAAUAUGGCUAUAUUCCUUUCCCAGAUGAUGGUAAAACUGGAUACGCUAACGCUCAGUGUAGUCGAACUUUGGAGUAUAGUGCUAAUGAUUAUAGUAUUAGUCUUGUUUCUCAAGGAUUGGGUAAAAUCAAUGACUAUAUAAAAUACAGGAAGCGUGCAACUAGUUGGGAGAAUUUAUGGUGUACAGAAAAAGUUUAUGAUGGUGUUAAAGGAUUCAUUAUACCAAAAUAUAUAAACGGAUCAUUUAAUAUGAAUUGGGUUGUUGAUAGAAAUUUUGAUGGAGGUUGGAAUACAUUUUAUGAAGGUACUUCAUGGGAGUAUAGUUUGGAUGUACCUUUUGACGUGAAAAGAUUGAUCGAAUUAUCAGGAGGUCCGAAACGUUUUGAAAAAAGACUUGACAAAACAUUCUCAGAUCAUACUUUUCUUGGGAAUUACUUUAACAUAGGGAAUGAACCUGAUUUUUUUCAUAUCUGUUUGUAUCAUUUUGUUGGAAAGCAGUAUAAAAGUGUAGACAUUAUUAGAAAAAUUAUGGAGACUAAGUUCGGAAAUAGAAAUGACGGAAUUCCAGGAAAUGAUGACUCCGGAGCUAUGGGAAGUUGGUACGCUUUCAACGCUCUUGGAUUAUUUCCAAUAGCUGGAACAGAUAUCUAUUUAAUAAACUCGCCACAUUUCGAAGAAAUCACUAUAUAUCUCUCCAUUUCACCACCAAUAACAUUCAAGAUUAUAGCUCACAACCUUACAUACAUCCCAGAUCUCCCUGAUAUUGUUGAGCCAGACUCUGAAUUAAACUCCGUUCCUGUAAAUCAUGUUAUUAUUAACUCCGACACCUCAAAUUCUGCUUCAACUGCAACCAAUAAUUCAAGAAAUUCCGAUCCGAUUUACGUUAACCCGUAUGUUCAGAAUGUUAAAUUAAACGACAAAAUAUGGGAAAAAACUUGGUUUAGACAUAGCGACAUUUCAAAAGGUGCAAUAAUGGAAUUACAGAUGGGACCAAAACCAAGCAAAGUUUGGGGUGUUGUUGAUGAUGAAAUUGAAAAGCAAAAAGAUAUUGAAGACAGAGUUGUGCCACCUAGCAUGAGUGACUAUAAAAUUGAUAUAGUGGAAAGUAAAGAGAAGAAAAAUAGAUUGGCAGAUUCGAAUGAGUGGAUUUCAAGAAUGGACAUUUUUAUUUAG